Molecule: messenger RNA, 1194 nt
Organism: Colias croceus (clouded yellow)
Lineage: Eukaryota; Metazoa; Arthropoda; Insecta; Lepidoptera; Pieridae
Product: odorant receptor Or2-like
Exons: 5
Coding region: 1-1194 (397 amino acids)
Biological process (GO): detection of chemical stimulus involved in sensory perception of smell; sensory perception of smell
Cellular component (GO): plasma membrane
Molecular function (GO): odorant binding; olfactory receptor activity
Source: RefSeq, a predicted model, not a curated record
AUGUUGGCAAAGCUCGAAGAUCCCGCGAACCCUUUAUUAGGUCCCACGUUAAAAGGUUUACAGGCUUGGGGAUUGUGGCAGAAGCAGGGAAUGAGCCGAAUUAUUUACAACAUCCUCCAUUUUCUGGCUAUAUUAUUCGUCGUCAGUCAGUACGUAGAGCUCUGGAAUAUUCGAUCAGAAUUGGAUAUGGCUUUACGAAACCUGUCAGUUUCUAUGCUAAGCACAGUCUGUGUCGUCAAAGCUGGUACGUUUGUGCUGUGGCAAUCCGAUUGGAAGCAGAUCAUUAAUUUCGUUUCUGAUACGGAGAAAAAGCAACUGUCCAAACGGGACUCCACUACAAAAAGAAUCAUUAGCAUCUAUACCAAAUACUCUAGAAAUGUGACGUACUUCUAUUGGUGUUUAGUUACGGCUACUGUUUUUACAGUUAUACUAGCACCGUUAGUAAGUUUUCUGUCAUCUGCUGAGUUCCGUGAAAAGAUAAGAAAUGGGACGGUGCCGUAUCCAGAAAUUAUGAGUUCAUGGGCUCCCUUUGACAAAACGAAAGGCUUCGGUUAUAAGGUAAUGGUUUUAGAGCACACUUUGAUCUGUUUUUAUGGAGGCGGCAUUGUAGCGGCUUACGACUCUAAUGCUGUAGUUCUGAUGACGUUUUUCUCUGGCCAACUGGAGCUUUUGAAAAGAAAUUGCAGUAGAUUAUUUGGAGAUGGUACUGAAUAUAUUAGUUACAAUGAAGCAGUUGCAAGAAUUCGCGAUUGUCACGAACAUCGCAUGAAUUUGGAUAAAUACGCCAAAAUAUUAGAUUCAUUACUAUCACCAGUAAUGUUUUUGUAUAUCAUUAUUUGUUCUCUUAUGAUUUGUGCCAGUGCUGUCCAAUUAACAACAGAAGGUACGACGAGCAUGCAACGUAUCUGGAUAGCAGAAUAUUUGAUAGCUCUGAUUGCCCAAUUAUUCCUGUACUGUUGGCAUAGUAAUACAGUUUUCUUUACGAACCUCAGUGUAGACGAGGGUAUCUACGGCAGCGCGUGGUGGUCGCAGGGGGUUCGCGUGCGCCGUAGCGUCGCACUCCUCGGCGGACAGUUGAACAGAACGAUCGUCUUUACUGCUGGCCCGUUCACAAAAUUGACUGUUUCUACUUUUGUUACGAUACUGAAAGGUUCGUACAGCUACUACACGCUUUUAAGCAAGAAAGAAGAUUAA